Molecule: messenger RNA, 1481 nt
Organism: Ficedula albicollis (Collared flycatcher)
Lineage: Eukaryota; Metazoa; Chordata; Aves; Passeriformes; Muscicapidae
Gene: VMA21
Product: VMA21 vacuolar H+-ATPase homolog (S. cerevisiae)
Exons: 3
Coding region: 40-402 (120 amino acids)
Biological process (GO): vacuolar proton-transporting V-type ATPase complex assembly
Cellular component (GO): endoplasmic reticulum membrane
Source: RefSeq, a predicted model, not a curated record
CCAGGGUUGCUAUGGCGACGGCGGCGCUGCUCCCCGCGCAUGCGCGGCCAUUGCGACGGCUUCCGGUGGACCCGGGGAGGCGGCGGCGUCGCGAUGGAGCGGUUGGGGUCGGGGUCUGUGAGCGCCGUGCCUGUGGCCGAGUUCAGGCCAAAUGAGGGUUCGUUAACAUCAACUUUAAGAACACUUCUGUUCUUCUCAGCUCUAAUGAUUACAUUACCUGUUGGGCUAUAUUUUUCAUCAAAGGCUUAUGUAUUUGAAGGUUCCUUGGGAAUGUCUGACAGAGACAGCUAUUUUUAUGCUGCCAUAGUUGCUGUAGUCACUGUCCAUGUGGUACUUGCUCUCUUUGUUUAUGUAGCCUGGAAUGAGGGUUCGCGACAGUGGCGCGAAGGCAAACAGGACUAAAAUGAAGAUCAUCAGUGUCUGAUGUCCACAGACUGUAAAUCAGAUUUUUUGUGAGCUGAAGGAAAAGCAUUCUUCCAAAUGUGUAAUACAUAUGCACAAAGAGGAGGCUAAUGCCUCAGUUGUGGUUAAAAAAAAGACUUGUGCUCAUCUUGACUGUGUACUGGUGUUUUCUGUAAUGGUGAUGGAAGUUGUUUUUAGCCAGCUUCUACUAUGUUGAGCUGAGGAGGCCUUCGUUUCAAUUAAAGUGGAAAAAUUAUGUACUUUUGAAAACUCCUGUAGGUACUUUUGCCAUGCCUAGUAUUUUUCUGGGUUGCUCUGAAAAUAAUAUUGGCAUGAAGCAAGCAUUACAUUUUCUAGGAAUUAAAUUGCUGCUUUAAAAAGCUACAUUACUUACUAUCCAGCUACAGUGGAAAAUAUGGAAUUACACUUUGCUGUGAAUAGUUUCCUGAUUUAUAUGUGUUGUGGUUUAACCCCAGCCAGCAAUUGAGCACCAUGCAGCUGCUCACUCAGUGUGAACCCCUCGAUGGGAAUGAGUGGGGGAAUCAGGAAAGCAAAAUGAGAAAACUCAGGGGUCAAGAUAAAGACAGCUUAAUAUGUAAAGCAAAAGCUGCAUGCAUAAGUGUGUUGGUUUUCACUACAAAUUCAAACCAUAUCCCCAUGGUAGCUAUUAGGAAGAAAACUACCUCUAUCCCUGCCCAAACCAACGCAGUGGGAUAGGCAUAAUUAAUCUAUUUCUGUGUUUAGAAGUAAUUUCAAAACCAGAAUUGUUUAGAAACUCAGGUGAUAUCUUUCUAAUGUGAAAGAUGUAAAUGUAAUUUUUUUUCAAAUACAUUUUUUAUUGCAGUGUAAAAUUCAAUCUUUAAUUUCCUUUUGGGAGGACUGUGAUAUUACGCAUUGCUCAUCUUUCUCCUCUUCUACAGUUUAUCCUGAUAAUGCAAAGGAAAGGACAUAGCAUCUUUUUUUGUAUGUCUUUAGACUGGUUUGUAUCUCUUUGAUGCUUGCUAAAGUGUGCAGUUGGAUUUCCUAUGGUAAAGCAGUGUUAGUAACAGUAUAAUCUGCUGUAGUGGCUGGUAGAGAAA